Lodderomyces margitis is the source of this 1485-nucleotide messenger RNA. Its product is annotated as Ran guanyl-nucleotide exchange factor. The record is from RefSeq and is a predicted model, not a curated record. The transcript has a single exon. The coding region runs from base 1 to 1485 and encodes 494 amino acids. NCBI's taxonomy places the organism in Eukaryota, Fungi, Ascomycota, Pichiomycetes, Serinales, Debaryomycetaceae. Gene Ontology annotation, cellular component: cytoplasm. Gene Ontology annotation, molecular function: guanyl-nucleotide exchange factor activity.
AUGGUUGCCUUAGAAAGAAAGCGCAAGACAGAAGAGUAUUCUGCAAAUGGAUCACACAAGAGGCUGAAGUCCUUUGCCACUUCCUCCUUUGUAUUACAUUCCUACUCAAAACUACCUGACAUUAAUGCGAUGCCAUCGACCAAAACGAAAGGACUUGAUAUAUUUGUUUGGGGAACGGGAUCAAUGUGUGAGUUGGGUUUGGGACCUUCAGCCAGUACCAAAGAAGUCAAAAGACCAAGAUUAAAUCCUUACUUAACGGAGGAGAAAUUGGGCAACACAAAAAUUGUUGACUUUGCUGCCGGGGGUAUGCACACUUUGGCUCUUGAUGGGAAAAAUCGUGUUUGGUCCUGGGGAAACAAUGACAGUGGUGUUUUGGGUAGGGAUACCUCCAAUUCCAAGGAGGUUUUGAAGGAUGUCGAUGCAGCUGAAAGUGAUGACGAGGACGGCGAUUUGAACGAAGCAGAAGCUACUCCCAGUUUGAUCCAAAACUGGGAUCUUAAAGAUGAAAUUGUUCAAUUGGUUGCCACAGAUAACUUGAGUGCUGCUUUGUUAUCAAAUGGGGAUGUUUAUGCUUGGGGCUGUUUCCGAUGCAACGAAGGUUUAUUAGGCUUUUUGCGAGAUGAAAUCCAAAUACAAAGAACUCCGUUGAAAAUUUCGGAACUCAAAAAUAUCGUUCAAUUAGCUGGCGGAAAAGACCAUAUACUAGCAUUAGAUUCAAAAGGAAUUGUGUUUGCGUGGGGAAAUGGACAGCAAUAUCAAUUGGGCCGUAGAAUCUUGGAGAGGCAUCGUUUAAGAAGCUUAGAGCCGCAACAAUUCGGACUUUAUAACAUCAAGUACGUUGCUAGUGGUGAUUAUCAUUGUUUUGCGAUUGACCACAAUGACCAGGUAUAUGCCUGGGGAUUAAAUCAAUUUGGACAAUGCGCUCUUACUGGUUCAAAUGGCGAAUUAGAAGACGGCUCAGUCUUGAUGAAACCCACCUUAAUUCCAGGUUUGUGCAAUUUAGGCAUUAAACAAAUUGCUGCCGGGGAGCACCAUACACUUGCUCUCACUGGCGAUGGAAAAGUUCUAGCAUGGGGAAGGUACGAUAUGAAGGAAGUAGGUAUUCCAGAGGAAGAACUCCCAAAAUCAACAUUCAAGGAUCAACAUGGCAAGCCCAGGUCUGUUCCAACACCCACACAACUCAAAUUUGGAAAUGAUCUCGGCAUGAAAAUCAGGACCAUCGGGGUGGGCUCUCAUCAUUCUUUUGCUGUAACUGAGGACGGCUUUGUUUAUUCAUGGGGAUUUUCUGAAACUUAUGCCCCUGGUCUAGGCAAUUUGGAUGAUGAUGUAGAGAAACCAACGAGAAUAGUGAAUACCGCCACCAAGAAUGAAGAUAUUUUGAUGAUCGGGGCUGGUGGUCAAUUCUCCAUUAGUGGUGGAAUCAAAAUAGAGGACGAAGAAGCAGCCGAGGACAGAUUAGAAAAAUACGAAGAUAUUGAUGGAUAG